CCCCAAACCUUUAUUUCUUUACAAUCAGGCAGUUAUUGUAAUCUGAAAACCAAAAUGGAGCAAACCCACCAUGGAAUUGGCAUCAAAGUUUACACUACUGCAACACCACCCCCAGAGGAGGACCCUACACCACUCUCUUCCCUCCCUCGACUGCCACCAGAACCCAGCCGCAAACGGAAAGUGGUAGCCAAAGGAGUUCAAAAAACCAUUUCCAAAACUUCCAUGCUUGUCAACUUCCUACCAACAGGCACCCUUUUAACUUUCGAAAUGGUUCUUCCUUCUGUUUAUCGCCAUGGUGACUGUUCCCAUGUUACCACCAUCAUGAUAUACUCCCUCUUAUGCCUUUGCGCACUCUCUUGCUUCUUCUUCCAUUUCACCGAUAGUUUCCGAGGCCCCGACGGGAAUGUUUACUACGGUUUCGUCACCCCCAAUGGACUGGCUCUUUUCAAACCUGGUCUUGAAGUCGAAUCCCCGAAAGAUGACAAGUACAAGGUUGGACUUACUGAUUUCGUUCAUGCUGUGAUGUCGGUGUUGGUGUUUGUGGCCAUCGCUUUCUCGGAUCAUAGAGUUACCAACUGUGUUUUCCCAGGACAUGAGAAGGAAAUGGACCAAGUUAUGGAGGGUUUUCCGCUGAUGGUGGGGAUUAUUUGCAGUGGUUUGUUUCUUGUGUUUCCAAAGACUAGAUUCGGCGUCGGUUGCAUGGCUGCUUGAAAUUAGCCUCAUGGUUAUCCAUUUAGCGUCUUAGUAUAGAAAAAUACUAAAUUUGAUAUGAAAUUUUAGGAAUAAAUUUCUUCAACAAUUCAUGGCUUCUGCCUGCAGAAGAGUGUACCAUUGUUGCUUAAUAUCUAUAUUUCUUUCUUUUGUGGUUUCAUAGAA
Messenger RNA from Gossypium arboreum, 876 nucleotides. Its product is annotated as protein DMP9-like. Gene Ontology annotation, biological process: endomembrane system organization. The transcript has a single exon. The record is from RefSeq and is a predicted model, not a curated record. Bases 55 to 711 code for a protein of 218 amino acids. Lineage: Eukaryota; Viridiplantae; Streptophyta; Magnoliopsida; Malvales; Malvaceae.